AUGAAGGUGGAGGACUCGGAGAACCCCCCUGCCAAGGCGGACCGGGUCGCCGUGGGCACGGAGGAGAAGGAGAAAGAGUCGACAGACACGGCGGUGGACCUCAAGCCGGCAGCAGAAGAAGAGAAGAAGGAGAAGAGAAAGCAGACAGUCGAGUUCAGUGACAAGGAGGCAAACCACGAGCUCACCGCCAAGGCCAACGUCAAGGACGCCGCCGACAUCAGCGAGGACAUCGACCCGGCCAACGAAGUGCAGGGAGCAAAACUCGUGGUCAUCCACCUGACCAUCUGCCUGUGCACCUUCCUGGUCGGGCUCGACUUCAACCUGAUCGCCACCGCCGUGCCCGUCAUCACCAGCGACUUCGACUCGACCCGUGAUAUCGGCUGGUAUGGCGCCGCCUUCAUGGUCGCCAUGUCGGCCAGCCAGCCGCUGGCGGGCAAGGUGUACACGCUGUGGUCCAAGAAGCUGGUGUAUCUGCUCUACCUGCUCGCGUUCGAGGUCGGCAGUCUUGUCUGUGGCCUAGCGCCGUCGUCGUCGGCCCUCAUUGCUGGCAGGGCUGUGGCAGGGUUUGGUGCGUCCGGGCUGUUUGCUGGGGGGUUCACUAUCCUCACCACCAUCAUUCCGCUGCAUAAACGGGCGGUGUGGACGGGUCUGAUGGGUGCUACUUUUUCGAUUGCCAGCAUUGUAGGGCCGGUCAUCGCUGGUGGUCUGACGCAGAACGUUACCUGGAGGUGGUGCUUUUAUAUCAAUCUGCCGAUCGGUGGUGCCGCUGCCAUCGUGUUCUUCCUCCUCGUUCAUCUUCGUCCCGCCGAGACCGAAAAGAAGACUCUCAGGGGCAAGCUCGAAUCCCUGGAUAUCCUCGGCUUUGUACUAUUCGCGUCCUCCAUCACCAUGCUCCUCCUCGCGUUGCAGUGGGGCGGUAUCGAGCGCCCUUGGUCCUCUUCGGUAAUCAUCGGCCUGCUUGUGGGUUUCGGGGUAGUGAUGAUCUUCUUCAUUCUCUGGACACUGCACCAACAAGAGAACGCCCUAAUCCCUCCCCGGUUGUUCACCGUCAACAGGAACCCCGCCCUGCUCUGCGCAGCCGCCUUCUUUGUCAACGGGCCGUUCCAGGUCAUCAUCUACUGGCUCCCGAUUUGGUUCCAGGGGGUGCUGGGCGCCUCGCCGACCCAGAGCGGUGUCAACUUCUUCCCAACUGUGGUUUCGGACGUGCUCGCUGCUUUCAUCGGUGCGGCUAUUGUCUCGCAGCUGGGUUGGUGGAACCCGCUUCUGCUGUUUGCUGAAGUCUGUGUUUGCCUCUGUGGCGGCCUUCUUACCACCAUCUACCCAAAUAUCUCGGGGGCGCACUGGGUAGGCUAUCAGAUUCUGGGCGGUGUGGGGUACUCGUUGACUUCCAACCUGUCGCAUCUCGCCAUGCAGUCCUCGUUACCACAAGAUCUCGUCCCGCUAGGCUCGUCAACCCUACUGUCCAUCAUAUCCACCAGUUGCUCCAUCUUCAUGGCAAUCGGCCAGGCAGUCUUCCAAAGGCAGCUUCAGCUUAACCUCAGCGGUGUGAUACCCGGCACCCUAGUUGAAGAUAUUAUCGAUUCGGGCGUGACCAGUGUGAGAUCGCACGUGGAUGCCACCGAGUUGGUGGCGGUGAUUGAGAAAUACAGCUUGUCCGUCACGCAGGUCUUUUAUAUCCCGGCUGUAACACCGGUUCUUUCAUUCCUUCUGCUCCUCGGCUGCAAGUGGAUUUCAACCAAAAGCAAGCAGACCCCGGCAACAACCACAGCGUAG
Chaetomium globosum CBS 148.51 is the source of this 1773-nucleotide messenger RNA. RefSeq lists its product as uncharacterized. Gene Ontology annotation, biological process: transmembrane transport. The coding region runs from base 1 to 1773 and encodes 590 amino acids. Gene Ontology annotation, molecular function: transmembrane transporter activity. The record is from RefSeq and is a predicted model, not a curated record. The transcript is spliced from 4 exons. NCBI's taxonomy places the organism in Eukaryota, Fungi, Ascomycota, Sordariomycetes, Sordariales, Chaetomiaceae.